Messenger RNA from Alosa sapidissima (American shad), 2414 nucleotides. Its product is annotated as carboxypeptidase Z-like. The record is from RefSeq and is a predicted model, not a curated record. NCBI's taxonomy places the organism in Eukaryota, Metazoa, Chordata, Actinopteri, Clupeiformes, Clupeidae. The transcript is spliced from 11 exons. Gene Ontology annotation, biological process: proteolysis. Bases 66 to 2072 code for a protein of 668 amino acids. Gene Ontology annotation, molecular function: zinc ion binding; protein binding; metallocarboxypeptidase activity.
AAUUAAAACGGAGACAGCACACAGCCUAAAGUGCCACAUCACACACACACACACACACUGAAUAGAUGGCCAUGAAGGUGGUUGUUUUUCUAAGUGCGGUGAUUGCAUCUAUCUGGUGUGCUCCUCCACGACGAUGCGAACCUGAAGAGCAAAUUUUGGGAUGGUGCAAGACUCCAGUGGAACCUCCUAAACCCAAAUGCACAGACAUAGUACAGGGCUAUUGUGAUGACAUGCCCUACACACACACCAUCUACCCCACCCUGGUGGAGCACCGUAACCGUGACGACGUGGAGCAGAGUGUGGAGUACCUCCUGCUGAGCGUCGUCCACUCGUUGCUGAACGGCGAGUGCACGCCGGACGUGCGUCUGCUGGGCUGCUCGGUGCUGACGCCGCGCUGCGAGGCCGGACGCGCGGUCCGCCCGUGCCGGCGCGUGUGUGAGGCCGUGCGGCACCGCUGCAUCCACGCGUUCGACACCAUCGGCAUGGCCUGGCCAUACUUCCUGGACUGCGACCGCUUUUUUGUCAGCGAGGAGGAGGGAUGCUACGACCCCCUGGAGGGCCUGAGAGCUGAGGAGACCCCUGAGAUGCUGGCGGCUAGUGUGGCCCCUGAAGAGCCGGCCACCAUCCUGCAGUUCGUCUACCACACGCACACACAGAUGCUCAACGUCCUCAAGCGCACCGCCGCCAACUGCCCAGACAUCGCCCGCACCUACACCAUCGGACGCAGCACCGAGGGCAAGGACCUGAUGGUCAUCGAGUUUUCCAGCAACCCCGGACAGCAUGAUUUAUUGGAGCCCGAGGUGAAGUACGUGGCUAACAUGCACGGUAACGAGGCUCUGGGGCGUGAGCUGCUCCUCUACCUGGCGCAGUACCUGUGUUCCGAGUAUCACCUGGGUAACAUCCGCGUGCAGACGCUCGUCAACACCACCCGCAUCCACAUGUUGGCCUCCAUGAACCCUGACGGCUACGAGCUCGCCAGUGCAGAGUCGCAGACUGGCGCGGAUAUCGACUACGACGAGGAUGGCAGGUAUGAGGGCCUUAUGACGGGUCGGGGUAACGGGCAGAACAUCGACCUUAACCGCAACUUUCCGGACCUGACCUCCAUUGCCUACAACCGUCGGCGUUACCGGUUCCAUCGCACUGACCACAUCCCCAUCCCCGACGCCUACUGGUUUGGUAAGACGGUGGCUCCUGAAACCUAUGCUGUGAUGAAGUGGAUGCGCUCCACUCCAUUUGUGCUGUCGGCCAGCCUGCACGGAGGUGACCUGUUGGUGUCCUACCCCUACGACCUGUCCAAGCAUCCCCAGGAGGAGAACCUCUUCUCCCCCACACCAGACGAGCAGGUGUUUAAGCAGCUGGCCAGAGUGUAUGCCGACUCCCACAGGACAAUGACCAGCAACAACUCAGAGCGAUGUGGCAGCGACUUCACCGACAAGGGCAGCAUCAUCAAUGGAGCAGAGUGGUACAGCAUCAGAGGGGGUAUGGCGGACUUCAACUACCUGCACACAAACUGCUUUGAGCUGACAAUUGAGUUGGGCUGUGACAAGUUCCCCCCAGAAGAACAGCUCUACACCAGCUGGCAAGACAACAAGGAAGCCCUGAUCAGCUUCCUGGAAGCAGUUCACCGUGGCAUCAAAGGGAUUGUGAAGGAUGGGGAGGGGAAGGGGAUCAGAGGAGCCAUCAUCUCUGUCAAAGGCAUUCGACACGACGUCACUACAGCUGAGAAUGGAGACUACUGGAGGCUCCUGACUCCAGGGAUCCACAUCGUGACGGCUUCGGCGCAAGGCUAUACGCGAGCCAUGAAGAAGAUUUACCUGCCCGCACACCUGGAGAAAGCCGGUCGUGUCGACUUCACCCUGCAGAAGGCGCCACUGGACCUAGAUGAUGACGACUACCACCUGCCCAGCAUCCCCGCUGCAUACGAGCGCUUCGACCCCUACAACCAGUUUGGCCGGUACAACGUGCGAGACGAGGCAGAGCCGGGCAUCGAGAGGCAGGAGAACCCGUGGUGGUGGUCCUACUUCGCUCGGUCCACAGGCAUGGCCCCCAACUGGCUGCUCAAACUGGACUAGAGCUCCCUCUGGUGGUAGCUGUCAGUCGUUACAAGGCCUUUCAACUCCUAUACCUUCUCAUAAGCUUUUGCACUUUGUAACAUUUCACCCAAAUGAAGUCUGAAUGUUUGGAUGCAUGGUGCUUGGUCUACAUCGUCUACAUCACUGCUGUAGACAGCAGGGGCAGGAUGUUAGGCUGUACAAGACCAAAUCACUCAUAAAAUCUGCUGGCACAUGAAAUAGUCCUCCAGGUCGUAUUGUAUUGAAUUGAAUUGAUACAAACGGCAUACAGUCAUGCUUGCUUGUUUUUUGUAAUAAAUAAAAAUAUUUUCACCUGUUCAAUAAAGUUAUUGAUUGACUAUA